UACUCAAUGCAGUAAAAUCAGCAACUUAAAAUGAAGAUGAUUCACUGUACUGAAAGUUUUGAUCAGUUUCAGCUGUCAAAUAUCUGAUGUUUGAGAUCUGAUAGAUUUUUAAAAAUACUUACAUUGUAUAUUAAUUCAUUCGAGACCAUGUAUUCAUAUGCAGUAGAUAAUAUUAUGCUAUACACUGGAGGGUGCUGUUGGCUCAGUCUGGGUGAUUCACAUACCACUAAGAGAUUAUGUUACGCCAUCUGCUGGUUGUGUUGACACAAACAAGAAAUUAAAAAAAACCCACUUUUGAUAUGUACAGUAACAUGUCUAGUGAGAAUACACAAGAUGAUGCAGUACAUCCACAUCCACCAAAACAAGUAAUUGCCAUGUAUGUGUUUAGUUGUUUUAGAAAUAGUCCUGUGUUAAAAAUUGUUUAUCCAAGUCACAGUAACCGCUUGUGACUGCACUUUGGCAGACUUUAUUUCUCCAUCUGCAGGAGCUGCAGAUAUUUGCACAGAUUGAAUAAGGAAGGCAAACAAGUAUCUUAUUAUUUCAUAAAGAUGAUGAGAACAUUCAAGUGGCCUCUAGUGAUCACUGCUUACCAAUAUAAGUUGUUUACAAGCAUGCAUGUAGCCUGUCUAUAGCAGUAAUACUUUUUGUGUUAAAAUUGAUUUAAUCCCCUUUUCAGCACUCAUUGGAAUGAUAUGUACCCAAGGGCUCAGUCUGACUUUGAAGCCAGGAUGUCACAACUUCCUGCUGGGCUGCUGGGCUCCUGAGUCACUUUAGAACAACAUUGGAGUGUUGUUGGUUGAGAUGAUGAAUCUGUGAACAGCCCCCUGACAGGAAGUGACAAGCCCACUUAAUAACCUUAAUGUAAUGUGCAAUUUUCACAUGGGUGCACAUUGUAAACUGUGUUAUUUCAUGACACAUUGAAAUACACACGUGCAGGAGGGUCUUCGAAUAUAUAUUGUAUGUAGAAGGUCAGGAAGUGGUGAGCUUGUCAUGAGCGGAAUGAGCCCAUGCAGUUGCUACAGUUUUAGAUCAUCUGUAAAGUCUUAGGUAAUGAACACGUCAAGCCUAAUGGAUAGACUGUCGUACAUCUAUCUGCUGAUAUUUAUGUGUUUUACAUUAGUCUGCACCUAUGGAAGUGCUCAAGACUUGUUUCCUUCAUGUGAAGUUGGGCUGAUGGUGCGGAGAGGCACGGCAUGGAAAACUGGCCCAGGACAACUUCUGACAGUCAGAUGUCCUGUCAAACACUGUGGAGAAUCACUCAAUGUUACCUGGUGUAAACUGCUUGACACAAACAAAUGUGAACAGAUUAAUUAUACAGAGAAUGUAGAAAUAAUACAGAAACAUGUUAAGGAUGGAAUUACCUCAUUUUUGACUUUCAAACGGAUAUCCAUUCAUGAUGACGGCCUUUACAGAUGUUAUUUAAAAGGAUACAAAUAUGGGGUAGUCAGUCACAUCAUCAACAUCUCAGUUUCAGACUUAAACCAGGGGGUUAAAAACUCUGACAAUAAUGCUGAUGAGUUAGCAAGCACUGCUGAUGAGGAGGAUGUGUCCUGGCUGCCCUACUUCUACAUCUGUAUUAGCAUAGCUCUUCUGGUCAUCACAUUGACAGUGUUAACCCUCCUGAGUUUUUAUGGCUGGAAAGGAAAACUGACCCGCAACCACACAAAGGGACAGGAAAUGUCCACUCAUGUGAUACCCGACCUCCCCAAAAGGAGUGCUCCUUCCACUCAUGUCCUGCAAACCCACUUCUCCAUCCUGAAUGACAUCUGCACUCCAAAUACUGCAGAAAAACCACUAUCGCAACCUCCGCUGAUGACCACUGAGAACCAGCCUGCUGUUGCAAACACAGCAGAUAAAAGUCAAGUUUUAGACCGUGCAGUGUAUGCUGUCAUCAACCACCGGCAGCCUGGGAUACCUGCCAGAGAACAGCAUACUGUGACUAAACAAAAUAAAAACACAGAAUAUGCUGCCAUCAAUGUUUCCUGAACAUUUUUGAUUUGUCAUCGCAUCAUCACAUACAGAUGAAAACAUGGAUGGAAAAAUGUACACAAGUAGGUGGUGGUGUCACGGAACAGGCAUGGAAGUUAAGCGAUAAACCACACAACAGAAGAGGUGAAUGGAGGAGGCUUGUGGUCAUGCAGAUGCACAGUACAGUCAUCUUGAAUUAAACUGACUAGACCAGAAGCAGCACAGGGCUUUUUGGAGGGCUUUUUUUGACUGAUUUGACUGUGUUGGCUAAAGCAUUGGCAGCUUACAUAAAAAAGCCCAGUGGGUAAGUAGAUUUGUCAUGUGCAGACUCACUGAAUACUUAUUGUGCAUUCUUAUGUCUGAUUUGGUAGUCUGAAGACUGUAGUUUAGGAGGCGUUUAUAUCUUGUAAAAAAAAAAAGUUCAGUGUUGUAAUAUAAUCCAAGAUGGAUGUUGUGUCCUCAAUAAUUAUUUUAUUUUAUUGCAUUCCAUUUUACAGAAAGAAUCAUUUGGCCUGCUCAUCUUUUAGUACUUUAUAUAUAUAUAUAUAUAUACAAAUUUACGAGUCUGAUAUUUUAUCUCACACGUUUUUCACUGCCACCGGCGGAAAUGCAGUACCUGGUAUGUCGACCACACUAGUGUGAUUUAGUUUAAAUGUGCAGGAAGUUAAAGAGGGGAUCGACACUGACAUAAUUUGUGGUAGCAGACACCCUGCCUCUUCACAACCACAUAUGGUUUACAUACUGACAUACUGAAGUCGGAAAGUGGUCUUAUCAUUCUCACAAGUUCAGCAAGUUAAAUAACAUACAGGAAGUAUCGAUUGGCCUGAUAGUGAAAAAAAGUGAAAGUUAACAGACAUAAAUACUUAACAGAAACAAAAAGAGGAGAGGAAGAAAGAAUUUUCCAAAACCAAUUUAAUAUUUUAUUAAAGACAAUAAAAUUUCACAGAAGACCAUGGGUUUGUGGUCCACAACCUUCAAUAUUAUUAUGGCCUUACUGUGGACAUGAGUUAUAAGCAGUUCAACUAAAGAGUGAUUUACCUUCACAGACUGUUCGAUUUGAAGGAUUUUAAGAGGCAGAAAGAGGUGAACACAUCAAGUAUUUCACUAGAAAAGUACAGAAAAGUAAAAUGAUAAUAAUAAAUAAAUAUUUAUCUUUCUUAUACAUUCAAUCAUCUUGUGACCCCUUUUAUUUAGGAGCCCGAUUCAUCUUGGGACUCCUCGGAGGGUUCUGACCCUUGUGUUGGGAACCACAUAGACGACUAUAUCUAAGCAUUGCUGUCAGCUUGCACUCAAUAAAACCAUCAGCAAAUGCACAAUUCAAUAUUCAGAAAUCAAUAAUUAAUAUGUGCUAAUAGGCCUUUGCCUUAUUUGGUUAAGUGUUGAAAAUGUUAUUAUGUCAAGUCUGGAUGAAAUGAUGAAAUAUGAACCUGUUUUCUUCCAUGAUUUACCAUUAUCAGUGGUGAAAUCUUGCUGAAUACUAUUGUACUUGGACUGAUUUUCAUGAAUCUCUCUGAUUUUAGACAGUCAGAAAGCAAAUGUAAUGUAAUGUAAUAAAAGACGACAGAAUUCAGAAUGGAAUCAGAAAAGCAGGGAUUACUGUUCCCAUGUUGCCUUGCUCAUCUUAUUUAACCCCUAAAUCCACAAAGCACUCAUCACUGCUCAUCAUGCAGAAUGCGUACAGAGUGUUACAUGCUAAUUCAGUUUUUUUAGAUGAUGUCGAGUGGAGCACAGCGUUCCCUGAGUUGUAAAUCCUGACGAUAAUCCAUUCGCAGAUGUUCACAAAAGGUCCUUUCACUAAAAAAAUGUCAUGUGGAAAAUGUCAUGAAAUGCUCCUGAAUUAUGUGACCAGGGUUUCAUAUUUCUUACAGUAUUCUCAUUGGAAUGCAUUCUAAGGAGAGUAAGGUGAAAAGUUGAAAUGUAGUCUACAGGCUUUACGUGAGUACUGAACAUUAUGUGAAAUGAGUCGGUGAACUUCUUUUCUGUCUGAGUGGACAUUUUUCAUCUCAACAACGGUGUCUGGUAGUUACAGCCCACAUACAAGUUAUGCUUGUAUAGUCUAUCACUCUCUCUCUCUCUCUCUCUCUUUCUAUCACACACACACACACACACACACACACACACACACACACACACACACACACUCACACACAUCAGUAAUUGUGUUAUUUCUCUGGUGGACAAAGCCCUGGUUCAGAUGGCAGAGAGAUGGGGAGCGUGGAGGCUUGUGUGAAGGCAGCGUUUGAGACAGGCCUGAUUAGAUUGAGCCUGAGGUCACUCAGAGAGUGUGUGAACUCUGCAGCACUGCGACUGACAAGGUGUACAGAUGCUGUAUAUGGAGGAUGGUUAAAUAGAGGUAGAAGUGGCUCAGUUGGGCUUUAUGAAGAAGACAUGCGUGUUAUUCAAAUGUAAAAAUCUGAAAGGUAUUUUUAAUGAACAGCGACUGGGAAUUCAUAUUUAACAGCUUUAAUUUUAAUUAUUGCCUAAACUACAAUAACAUAUUUUCAUUAUGUAGGUUCCACUUUGAUCCAGAGCAACAUUUAAGUGAGCAGGCAGGGUUUUAGGUUUUGUUCAAGGACACUUUAAGGACACUUUCCUUCACACACAUGAACUCGACUGACUGUAAAAUGCAGAUAAGCAGACAAGAUGAAAAAAAGGGUUCAGCAUGCAUCUUUAGGGAACAGACUUCAAACUUUCUGACCUUACAACACACACAAACAGACUUUGAAACACACAGAAAUGUUUGAGAUUGGUGUGAUUUGAUUGAGUCUGAGUGUGUGGCCUCAGUCUACAGCACUGCAGCUUAAAAACCUUCUGACACUCCUAUAUAUGUUUAUAUAUAUAUAUAUAUAUAUAUAUGGAUGUGUAUAAAUAUUGAGUUAAAUACAUAAACAUAUGUAUAACAGAAUCAAUAAAUGCUGUAUGUUAUCCCAGAGCUUAUGUGUACAUCAGAACAGAAUUGGCAUGUGCUGCAGGCUCUGUGUGUGAAUGUGUGCACAGCAUGUGUGUGGGUUUUUUUUUUUGCUCUGUGAGGUCCACCAUAACCCAAGCCUGGCUUGGGAUGAAAAAGGACCCAAAAA
This is a messenger RNA of Siniperca chuatsi (mandarin fish), 5045 nucleotides long. RefSeq names its product B- and T-lymphocyte attenuator. The transcript has 6 exons. Bases 1051 to 1986 code for a protein of 311 amino acids. Lineage: Eukaryota; Metazoa; Chordata; Actinopteri; Centrarchiformes; Sinipercidae. Gene Ontology annotation, biological process: immune response-regulating cell surface receptor signaling pathway. Gene Ontology annotation, cellular component: plasma membrane. Gene Ontology annotation, molecular function: signaling receptor activity. The record is from RefSeq and is a predicted model, not a curated record.